GCUUCGUGCUGGACUGCAUGUACCCUGGCUUGGUGGUUAUUACCCUAGGCUCCAGUGGUUAAUAUUUUCUUGACCGGGGUACCUAUCCUGUCGUAUGCCCUGAUGGUGUUCUCGUAACUUUCGGGUUGCCUGAUCUGCCAAGGGCGAUGGGACAGUGCAUGACGCUAUUGUUGUGUGCUAGGUUCAAAGAGAAUUGUAUGCUAUAUGCAUGCAAAUCCGCCCCGUUAUUGUUCCUAUUUCAAACUUUUACACUGUUGAAGCGAUCCGGUUUGGCUUGCCAUUCACGGGUUUGCUGCCUGGCAUGCACCUGGCUUCGUGCUGGACUGCAUGUACGCUGGCUUAGCGGUAAAUAUCCUAGGCUGCAGCGUUAACCAUUAGUUCUAUGCAUUUGGGAAACCAUUGUAUGGGAUUAUUGGCGUACAACUUUGAGCGGUGGAUCACUCGGCUCGUGUGUCGAUGAAGAGUGCAGCCAACUGUGUGAAUUAAUGUGAACUGCAUACUGCUUUGAACAUCGACAUCUUGAACGCAUAUUGCGGCUACGGGAUAUCCUGUGGCCACGCCUGUCCGAGGGUCGGCUUUUCAUCUAUCACGGCGCACAUUGAGUCGUGGAUUGGGCGAGUGCCUGCCGGCGUGUAUACCCGCAUAUCAACGCGGGUUGCUGGUCAAAGGCUCCGUCCUAAUAGUCCGGCCACAGCCUAGUCCGGUCUAGAUGACUUGAUUGAGAUGCUGCGGUGGGUUGUGCUCGAGUCGUGGCUUAAUGACAUUAUACACGCUCGGGAAGAAUCGCACCUAUCGUAUACUACGUUGGUCACUUGAUCUUGUCUCUAUGGUUCGGUCUGUGGUUUGUACCGAUGGUGUGUGUAUUACGCACAAAUUGUAUAAUUGACCCUGACCUCGGAUCAGACGUGAUUACCCGCUGAACUUAAGCAUAUCACUAAGCGGAGGAAAAGAAACUAACAAGGAUUCCCCUAGUAACUGCGAGUGAACAGGGAUUAGCCCAACACCGAAGCCUGCGGUUAAUUGAUCGUGAGGCAAUGUGGUGUUUAGGUUGGCUUCAGACAUUACUGCUCUGCCCCAAGUCCAGCAAUGAGUACGGCUUCCCAUUCUGGCCCAGAGAGGGUGAAAGGCCCGUGGGGGUAGAGAUCAAGUGUGACAGUUCUGUUCUGAGCUACCCUUGGAGUCGGGUUGUUUGUGAAUGCAGCCCAAAGUGGGUGGUAGACUCCAUCCAAGGCUAAAUACUUACACGAGUCCGAUAGCAAACAAGUACCGUGAGGGAAAGUUGAAAAGUACUUUGAAGAGAGAGUAAACAGUGCGUGAAACCGCUCAAAGGUAAACAGGUGGAGUUGAACUGCAAGCUCUGGGAAUUCAGCUGAUGAGUGUGAUUUGUGCUUGGGCAUACUGGCCGCCUUUAGUGUCUGUUUAACCGCAGGUGCCUGCCUUUUCGGUGGGUAUGUGUGAAUCGUUUACAUACGACGCACGCACUGUUGGUGUGAGGGUCUGCUUGUCAGUGCACUUUCUCAGAGUGUUCACCACGACCGGCACUGCUGCCUGUCUGCUAUGGCCAAACUGAUCAGGUCUGAUUUCCGUCAGUCUUGGUUGGGUCGGCAGGUGACUCUUUGGCUCAUCUAUGGGCUGUGAGUGUUACUAGCCGGCUGUAGCGGAGCUGUGCGGUGUGUCGGAGAUGGCGGCUUUGCAUGCGUGCCUAGACCUUCGGGCUUUGUUGAGUCUGGUCGGCUCGUUACUAGCUUCGGCUGGUCGGCUGAUGGCUUGAUUUUGUCACGUUGGCGGUUGCGUGUGUGAUUUGCUUUGGGCCAAUAGUCUGUGGUGUAGUGGUAGACGAUCCACCUGACCCGUCUUGAAACACGGACCAAGGAGUUUAACAUGUGCGCGAGUCAUUGGGUGUUACGAAACCCAAAGGCGAAGUGAAGGUAAAGGUUCGGCUUGUCCGGACUGAGGUGAGAUCCUGUUGUCUUGCUCAUACUUUCCAAGUUGCGAGCAGCGGGCGCAUCACCGGCCCGUCCCAUGACGUAGACAUGUGACCUCGUGUUAUGUGCACCGUCGGGGCGGAGCAAGAGCGUACACGUUGAGACCCGAAAGAUGGUGAACUAUGCUUGUGAAGGUUGAAGCCAGAGGAAACUCUGGUGGAGGACCGUAGCGAUUCUGACGUGCAAAUCGAUCGUAUAACGUGAGUAUAGGGGCGAAAGACUAAUCGAACUAUCUAGUAGCUGGUUCCCUCCGAAGUUUCCCUCAGGAUAGCUGGCAUUCUGAGAAAUAAACAGUUUUAUCCGGUAAAGCGAAUGAUUAGAGGCAUUGGGGAUAAAUCAUCCUCAACCUAUUCUCAAACUUUAAAUGGGUGAGAAGCUUAACUCGCUUAAUUGGAGUUUUGCAUUGAAUGUGAGUGCCAAGUGGGCCAUUUUUGGUAAGCAGAACUGGCGCUGUGGGAUGAACCAAACGUUCGGUUAAGGUGCCUAACACGACGCUCAUGAGAUACCACAAAAGGUGUUGGUUGGUCUAGACAGCAGGACGGUGGCCAUGGAAGUCGGAAGCCGCUAAGGAGUGUGUAACAACUCACCUGCCGAAUCAACCAGCCCUGAAAAUGGAUGGCGCUCGAGCGUUGGACCUAUACCGGACCGUUGCUGUAAGCUGGGCCUAUGCUGUGUGAGGGCAAGCUGCACUUGGUCCAGGCAUGGAGUAACGGCAACGAGUAGGAGGGUCGCUGUGGCUAGCGGGAAGCCUCAGGCGUGAGCCUAGGUGAAGCAACCACAGGCGCAGAUCUUGGUGGUAGUAGCAAAUAUUCAAGUGAGAACCUUGAAGGCCGAGGUGGAGAAGGGUUCCAUGGGAACAGCAGUUGACCAUGGGUCAGGCGGUCCUAAGUGAUCCGGUAAAUCGGAACAGAGACGGGGUGCCUGACAUUGUCCGUUCGCGGGCUUUGUUCAGUAAUCUGCAAAGUACUGUUGCAUUGCAGCCCCCUGUAGCGAAAGGGAAUCGGGUUAAUAUUCCCGACCCUGUCCACGGAGAUUGGUGUGUGUCGGGCCUUUGGUUCGGCGUGCGCCCAGCGCGGUAACGCAACCGACCUCGGAGACGUCGGCGGGAGUUCUGGGAAGAGUUCUCUUUUCUUUGUUAGGAGUGCAUCCACCCCCUGGAAUCGGCUUGUCCGGAGAUAGGGGGCUAGCCUCCGUAAAGCACCACCCUUCUUGUGGUGUCCGGAACGCUCCUGUCGGCCCUUGAAAAUCCGAGCGAGGCAGUAUAAUUUUCGUGGCAGGCCGUACCCAUAUCCGCAGCAGGUCUCCAAGGUGAACAGCCUCUGGCAAUUGAACAAUGUAGGUAAGGGAAGUCGGCAAAUUGGAUCCGUAACUUCGGGAGAAGGAUUGGCUCUGGGGGCCGAGUCAGACAGGCCGAGAUCAGAUACGUGUCGGUCCAGUUGGGGGCUGGUUUCUUUGCUGCUUUGUGUGCUUCGGUGCGCGUUGUGGUGAGGUUACUGGACUCUGACCCGGGUCGAUCGUGGGCGGUUUCAGCUGUUAGUGUCGUGCAGCUAGCAACGCGCGAGGACUUGUUCCACGUUGCGUCAAGCGGCUGUACUUCCAUGGUCUGGCGCGCGACGGCUAACUCAGAACUGGCACGGACCAGGGGAAUCCGACUGUCUAAUUAAAACAAAGCAUUGCGAUGUCCACUGAUUGGUUUUGACGCAAUGUGAUUUCUGCCCAGUGCUCUGAAUGUCAAAGUGAAGAAAUUCAACCAAGCGCGGGUAAACGGCGGGAGUAACUAUGACUCUCCACCACACUUUCUUCAACUUUUGUUGUAUAACAAUUUCGGCGUCUGUUUCCAAUUCAUUUCCUACGUUAAAUCAAGUUCUUAAUAGUUUUUCCCAAAUUAUCUUCUCACGUAAUACACGUUUUAUUGUGCAACGUCCUACUGCAUAUGCCUCUAUUUCAAUUCUUAGCUAGUUUCAAUCUGGAAUGUUAUACUGCUUCCAAAAUUUUGGUAAUUUUUAUAUAUUAUCAUUGUCUAUUCUCGUGUUUCUUCUGUUUUUAUUUUUGCUGUUGUGUGGGUUUGUUUGUUUGUGCUGGUUUAGUUGAUCAAGUUGUACUUUGACAGUACCAUCAUCUCUGCAUCAUUAGUCACGGAGAGGGCCUAUGAACGGUCCGUGACGCGAAUAAUAAUUCGUCCUCAACUGCUAGCGCGUUCUGAAUAACGAACUCUCUGGCUUGUCAGUUGUGUCAACGCAAUAUCAAAAGAUGCCGGUCUCAACCCGCGCCGAAACUGACACAACCUCUCUACUACCUGAUCCCUUUUCUUCCAAUCCUUCGUCCAACCAUUCAUAUUCCGACUCUUCUUCCACCUGCCUCAUAUGCUUCGGUGUCUUCUCCACACACGAGACUCUUCUUACGCAUGUCGUGGCAGCUCACCACAUAGUCUGCCGUCCAUUUUCUACCCAACGUGAUGUGCAAAAACUAUUAUGUAUGCUUUGUGCAGCGGUUCUUCCAUCCAACAGAGGUUUAUCACAACAUAUCCGCCAUCGACAUAUCUGUGAAUACAAUGAAAUGCUCCAACGACGAAUCAAGUCUCAGCCCGUGUCACGCAUAUGGUCGCAGUCUGAUGAUGCUUCGCUCCUGACGAUCGCUGAACGUGAGACUAAAAAUUUCCCCACCAAAAAUGACCUGUGCCAACAUAUAUCAACAAUAAUGACACGUAGGACUGCUGAAGCCAUUAAAAGACGGCUCCUACACCUUCACUGGACGAAACCGUCUACCCCAACCCCAGACGCCAUUUCGUACCAGGUCGCUCCCAGCACGCUCAAUACCGACCCUAUCACGUCCCAGGUGUCGCCUACACCUACACUGAACACUGAAGCUCACAAAUCACAUCUUCCCGUUAACGACUCACUAAUAGACCUCAACCAAGCCCAACUGAUACUCGACGCCACAACGUCGCCAGAUGUGACGCCGCCCCCACUACCGCAGCUUCGCGUCGUCUUAACACCUCUAUCGUCCCCGACCCAACUACGAAACCCUCCUCAUGCAGAUACAGCUCCCGACCUCAUUAGGAACCCAAUGCGAAUACCACAGAAUUACACCUGUGACUUAGACGCUUCAUUUGAGAUGUCUCCUCCGCGAUUGAUACACCCAGACAUGUACAGUUAUCAGUGUUCAUCAGUCGAACAGGAAAAACUGUUAACAGCAGCAGUAGAACUCCUCCAAAAUGAAUGCACGAGAAUAAGAUCCUCUAGCCUACUUGCCUUCAUACAACGUGACAUCAUGAAUAUGAGCGCUGAGGAUGUAUCCGCCUCCGUCAACAGCCAUGCAGAUACGGUUUUCCCCAGAACAUGGGUUCCCUCCAAACCUAGGUAUCAUUAUCGCUCCCAAUUAAACAUUUCUCGAAAGAAGAUGAGGAAAAUCGCUUACGCACGUAUCCAGACACUAUUUCAUCACCGUCCAAAAGAUGCUGCCAACACUGUUCUUGAUGGUCGAUGGAUGAAACACCCUGUUGCUAGCCCAUCCGACAUUCACAACUUCGACAGUUUCUGGACCUCUGUCAUGACUAAACCCAGCACUGUGGAUAACCGGGAAAUCAUACAAAUAGUCGACACCACACCAUCCCUCAUCGAACCAAUUCUUCCCUCCGACGUAGCAUGGGCGCUAAAAGAAAUGCAUGGUACCGCCGCAGGAAUAGACCGAUUGGCGUCCUACGACUUGUCACGAUUUGGAAAGAAUGGUCUGGCCGGCUACCUGAACACGCUGCUUGCCCUAGCAUGUCUCCCCAUGAACUUGUCAACCUCACGAGUGACGUUCAUCCCUAAGUCACUAAAUCCCACACACCCCGAAGACUACCGCCCAGUGAGUGUCGCCCCAACGAUCACAAGGUGUCUACACAAAAUUCUAGCCAGAAGAUGGGUGCCACUAUUCCCCCAAGAAAGGCUCCAAUUUGCCUUCCUGCACCGCGACGGUUGCUUUGAAGCUGUUAAUCUUCUCCACUCAGUUAUUCGGCACGUCCACACACACCACACAGGAGGUUCCUUCGCCCUACUGGAUAUCUCGCGAGCAUUCGACACAGUCUCGCACAACUCCAUUAUUAGAGCAGCGAAACGAUACGGCGCACCCGAACUAUUAUGUAAAUACCUUAGCAAAUACUACGGUGACGCCACCAGCUGUCUCAAUACCACGGAGUGUCAUCCGACAUGUGGAGUUAAACAGGGUGAUCCACUUUCCCCGCUACUAUUCAUCAUGGUCCUUGAUGAAGUUCUGGAAGGUCUAGACCCUACGACCCACCUGCAAAUCGACGGAGAGUUUCUAAACUACAUUGCACAUGCGGAUGACCUUGUAAUAUUCGCUCCAAAUGCAACGCUGUUGCAACAAAAACUGAACCGCAUCUCCUCACUUCUGCACGAGGCUGGAUGGUCAAUAAACACUGAUAAGAGCCGAACGGUAGACCUGAUUUCUGGUGGCCACAGCAAACUUACAGCUCUUGCACAAACAGAAUUCACAGUCGCCGGAACUCGUAUCCCACCAUUAUCCGCUUCAGACUCCUUUACAUACCUAGGGAUACAGUUCAAUUUCAAAGGUCGGUGCCCCGUUGACCAUAUCGAAUCACUAAACAACUACCUACUAGAAAUUACACGCGCCCCCCUUAAACCGCAACAGCGAAUGAAAAUAUUAAGAGAUAAUCUACUGCCUAGAUUACUCUAUCCCCUGACUCUCGGAGUGGUUCAUAAGAAUACGCUGAAAUCUAUGGACCGGACGAUACACGCCGCUAUUAGAAAAUGGUUAAGACUACCUUCGGACACCCCUGUAAGAUCCAUUUUGAAUGUUUUGUGUGUUUGUGAAAAUCCCUCCAUGUAUAUACUUGUACUUUGUUCCUAUUGAUUCCCUUAGUUGUACAUUGUUGUAUUUUGAUUACAUUUGAGUUGUUAAUACUUGUAUUUUUUAUUAUAGUUUUUGUUUUCUUACGCAUUCACUAAGUUUGUGUUUCUUCCUGAACUGCAUCUGUGUUGUUUUACUUGACACUUGUUCUUGGCGGUAGCCAUAUUGAUUUGUUCCUCCUGUUGUGUGUGAUCUAUCCAGCCAGGAUAGAAUAACGUUGAUUUGUUGUGAUUGAUUUGAUCAAUUGAACAAUUAUUGGUUGGAUAGCUGAGUGGUUAUAUUUGUUUAGAACCGCUAUCUUACCCAAUUACUUUGUUUUGGUUUCAAUCGGGCGAGGGCGCGUAUCUAACUCAUCCAGACAGCUGUCCAGCAGUCCAAACGUAGUUUGGAUCUUACAGUUCUAAACAAAUAUUUGGUCGAAUUCGUUUGGCUUUCAUUUCGUUGAUUCCAAUCAUCGUCUCUGGGAAUAUCUGGUCGUUCGCUUGCGAUGCCAAACAAUCGUCGAAGGAAAUUAAGUCCAAGGCUCGUGGAUGUUAAAAGAGAUGAACAAAAGGAUGGAUCCCCUCAAUCAAGGCAAGUGCCUUCUGAUGCUUCUAUGUGUCAUGGUUCAUAUUCUAAUAGGGACGAUUGUAAUUAUAGUGAAUCUAGUUGUGAUAUAAUGGCAGAUGGCAUAGAAAACCUUAAUUUAGACUUGAAGCAAGCAAAAAGCGUAAGGCCUACGGCGUUUUUCAUAGGUCCAGAGUUACCAAAGGUUGAGUUAAGUUAUUUCGACGGUCAACCAAGAGGUUACUGGAAGUUUUUAAGGGAGUUUGAGACCUAUGUGGAAUCAAGGGUCAAGGAUGAUGGUCAACGCUUGCUUUAUUUGAUACAUUAUUGUAAGGGUAAAGCGAAAACAGCCAUUGAGGGUUGUGUUAUGUUGGAAGCCUCUUUUGGUUACAAGAAGGCCAAGGAAAUUCUAAAACGGUUGUUCGGACAGGCGCAUGUAAUCGCUCGGGAGACUUUAGAGGACUUAUUCAAAACUACAAAUGUUGAUUACAGUGAUCCUGAGCAACUAACAAAUCUAGCUAUUAGGAUGGAAAAUUGUUCUAUGGUUUUGAAACAGAUGAAGUACACUGCCGACUUAAAUUCUCUAAUUACCUUAGAGAGAAUAGUAGGACUCUUACCUCAAGUUAUGCAAGCCCAGUGGGCGGACUGGGUGGAUGAAUUGACUGAAGAUAAUAGAGAACCAACCUUUGACGAGCUUACUCAAUUUAUAGCAUCCCGCGCGAGAGUAGCUAGUAGUAGGUUUGGACGGUUAGCGAAUCGUCCGAGAAAGGGACACAACUUAAAGACAAAUUGUCACUUGCAAUUGGAGCGGGAGAAUAAUUCGAAAGAGAAAGCUAAAUGCAGUGUGUGUUCCCUGGACCAUGCUAUUUAUAAAUGUCCAAAAUUUUUAGCGCUUACCGUUCAAGAGAGAUGGUCUCACGCGAAGGUUAAUGGCAUCUGUUUUGUCUGCCUUAGGCAAGGGCAUAAAGUUAAUGAAUGUAAGCUGGAAAAACGUUGUAACGUUAAUAGUUGUGAGAAGAAACACCAUUCUUUGCUGCACAGCGAAAGUGAUAAACCUGGUAUCCCGAAUUGUUGUGGAUUUACUAAAUCCCUAAGUAGCCAAGUGUGCUUAGGAAUGAUUCCUGUACGUUUGGUGUUGGGAAAUGCCGAAAUGGUGGGUUAUGCUUUGUUGGAUAACGGGUCUGAUGUAACGUUGAUAAAAUCGAGCUGUUUGAGGUAUCUCGGGUUGAAGGAAGACCGAGCGUCAGUGGUAGUAGAGACUGUGAGUGGUAAUAGGACAAUGACGGUCACAAAGACUCCUUUUGAGGUGUAUUCUCUAGAUCGGUCUGAACAUGUUACGAUCGAAGGGGCUCUGAUUGUCGCAGAUAUUCCAGGUCAUAAGCCAACAAGGUCGGCAGUGAACAACUUAGUUAAAUGGCCACAUUUAAGGGAUGUACCAAUAGGCAACCUAGACUCUGAAGAAGUUCUGCUGUUGAUUGGUUGCGAUGUACCAGAGGCACACUGGGUGUUAGACCAGCGGUUGGGUGGAAGAAAAGGCCCGUACGCUGUGAAGACGUUGUUGGGGUGGACGGUCUUCGGACCUGCGUCAUAUCCGGAAUACAGGAAAAGAGUUGUCAAUCAUACCAGUAAGAUACAGGCUUUGGAGAACGAAAUACGUAAACUUUAUGAUGUAGAGUUCUCUGAUGUUUAUUCAAAUGAUAAAUCAGUAUCAAUAGAAGAUAAGGCGGCUAUAAGUAUUGUAGAAGGGGGCACACGCUUCGAAAAUGGUCAUUUUGUAGUCCCUAUACCAUGGAAGGGGAACCCAGAUAUGAAAGGGGGGAAUUAUGAAGUGGCAAACAGUAGACUACAGAGUUUGAAGCGUAGAUUGUUGAAAGAUGACAUUCUGUAUAUCAAGUAUACAAAAGGUAUUGAAAGUAAUUUUAUUAAGGGCUAUGCGGAGAAAGUCCCUGAAAUACAAGUGCAACCUAGUUAUCGACCCCGGUGGUAUUUACCUCACCAUGCAGUUUUAAACCCGAAAAAACCGGAAAAACUGAGAGUGGUAUUUGACUGUGCCGCCAAGUUUGCAGGCGUUUCUCUAAACGAUAUGAUUUAUCAGGGUCCCGACACAACUGCGGAGUUAGUGUGUAUACUAUUGCGUUUUCGCAAGGAAGCAGUCGCAAUCUCUGCGGAUGUGGAAGAAAUGUUCAUGCAAGUAAAGGUCCCUGAGUCUGAUCGAGGAGCCUUAAGAUUUCUGUGGUGGCAAGAGGGAGACAUGGCGAGGGAACCAUCCGAGUUUCAAAUGACAUCUCAUCCAUUUGGUGCCACAUCAUCGCCGUUUUGCGCGAACUUCGCCUUGAAUAAGACGGCACAAAUAUUCUCUGACGGUUAUGAUGGUUAUGUCGUAGAUGCUGUUAAGAAUAAUUUCUAUGUUGAUGACUGCUUGGUAUCCUUUCCCACUUGUGAUCAAGCAAAGAGUUUCGUUAAGCAGAUAAGUGAAUUAUUAUGUAGGGGAGGUUUUAAACUAAAGAAAUGGGUUACUAACUCGGAGGAGGUAAGGACCAUCUUGCCCGAUGUAUGUAAAGAAGAGUCCUUGAUAGAAAUGUCAGCGAGUUAUGACACUACACAUCGAACUCUAGGAGUAGAGUGGGAUUUUAAACGAGAUGUAUUCAAGUUUUACUUCGAUGCGCCUGAAAGGCCUCUGACUAGGAGAGGGAUUCUAUCUAUAGUUUCUUCUCUGUUCGAUCCUUUGGGUUUAAUUGCUCCAGUCUGUCUUACUGCCAAGGUUCUCUUGCAAAAACUAUGUAAGUCUCAAUUAGGCUGGGAUCAGCCUCUCAACGAGCCAUACGUGUCGGCGUGGCUAAAUUGGGUAAACUUUAUGCGUCAAAUAGGUCAUGUUACGGUAGAUAGGGGUAUCAAGAAGAGAAUUGACGAACCCGACGCGGAAGUAGAAUUGCACCUGUUCAGUGACGCUUCAGAGAUCGGUUACGGAGCAGUCGCGUACGCUCGAGUCAGUUAUUUGAAGGAACAACCCUACUGUAUUUUGUUAUACAGCAAGUCUAGGGUAGCACCUAUCAAACAGAUCACUAUACCGAGGCUAGAGAUGGCAGCGGCAGUGUUAAGUGUGAGGCUUAGCGAAGUCUUACGGAGAAGUCUGCCUAAUUUUUUCUGUAAGGUAAACUUCCAUACAGAUUCCAUGGUAGUAUUGUACUACAUCAAGAAUAUCGAGAAUCGCUAUAGCACCUAUAUAGCUAACCGUCUCGCCAUUGUGCAUCAGUAUACGAAGAUUGAACAAUGGAGUUAUGUAAGGUCGUCACAGAAUCCAGCUGAUUGGACCUCGAGAGGUAUACAAAAAAUGUCAGAUCUUGAGCUUUGGUUCAAAUGUCCUACCUUACUGCAUGGCGAAUUUUGUACAGCAAUCACUGACUGUCCGGAACCUACUCCUGACGAUAUUGAGUUUAGAAAAACUGCCGUGGUUAACUUGAGUAGUAUAAAGUACAACAUGUCACCUAUUCUCGCUUAUUAUUCUGAGUGGUUGAAAUUAGUCAGGGCCGUAGCCUGGCUUAGAAGGUUCAUAGAAUUUCUGAUGGUGCUUCGUUCACCGAGUCAUGAAGGAUCCGUUCAUCUAGGGUGUUUAAAGGUCAAAGAACUUGACGUCGCCAAGCGUAAAAUUUUGUUGAUGGUUCAGAAAGAAGUGUAUGGAGAAAUACUUAGUGGAUUUAAAACCAAUGGUAAGGUAGUUAGUCACAAUGAUCUGAAGGGCUUAUCACCGAUAAUGCUUGAUGGGUUACUCUGUGUUGGAGGCCGACUAAGCUACUCAGAUUUCUCAAAUGCCUUUAAACAUCCGAUAAUAUUGCCCAGUCGACACUUAGUGACAGAAAUGAUAAUUAGACAUUAUCAUAAGGAACAAGGGCACACAGGAACGUCACAAGUACUGGCCACGAUUCGAAAAAGGUAUUGGAUAAUAAAAGGGACCAGCACGGUUAAGAGAGUGAUAGGAAAGUGUGUGACAUGCCGGCGGUAUACGAUGGUUACAGGGCAACAAUUGAUGGCACCACUUCCAGCUUGUAGAGUGCAACAAGGAUGGUAUUGCUUCUCAGCCGUGGGAGUAGACUACUUUGGACCCCUUUUUGUCAAAAGAGGAAGAUCACUAGAAAAAAGAUAUGGGUGUGUAUUUACUUGCUUGCAAACCCGAGCAGUACAUAUUGAAAUGACACAUAGUUUGAAUACUGAUUCGUUUAUAAUGGCCUUGCUACGUUUCAUUGGAAGAAGAGGGAAACCUGCAGAAAUUUACAGUGACAAUGGGUCGAAUUUCGUGGGUGCGGUCUCUGAACUAAAGAGAUUUGUGCAACAGUUGAAUCAGCAAAGGAUAGACAAGGAACUGUCAGCUAGACAGAUUCAGUGGCAUUUUAACCCGCCCUCAUCCAGCCACAGGGGUGGGGUCUGGGAAAGGAUGAUUAGGUCUAUACGUAGACUGUUAUUGUUGAUAACUAGAGAACAGACUUUAACUGAUGAGACCUUAAGCACUUAUUUGAUUGAAGUUGAAAGGAUAUUGAACGAUCGACCCUUAACUCCAGUCGUCCAAGAUGCUAACGAUCAACUAGCCUUGUCGCCAAACAGUCUGUUAUUAUUGAGAGAAUGUGACGGAAUAGUCGAAGAAGGUAGCAUCAGAGAUAAAUAUGACAAACGAUGGAAACAGGUUAAUCAUCUUGCUAAUGUGUUUUGGAAAAGGUGGUUAAGAGAGUAUUUACCGUCUUUACAGAAGCGUCAAAAAUGGUUAGUUGAACAUCGCAAUUUUCAGAAAGGUGAUGUAGUGAUCGUGGCUUCGGACAUAUCGACCCGUGGAAAGUGGCCCUUAGGAGUAGUUGAAGAUUGUAAAAUAGAUGACGACGGAAGAGUUAGAACAGUGGUUGUUCGUACGAACGGUGGGUUAGUCAGAAGAGAUAUACGUAGAUUAUGCCUCCUGGAAGGCACGAAUUAAUUCCUCGCGUAUCAAUGUAAGUAGGUCGAGUAGGCGUACUGUUGUAAGUCCUACUCGUUCCUGUAGUGCGAUAUGUUAUAUAAUGAACCAUGACCGUAGACAUCAAGGUAGCUUGUGUGGUAUGGAGGGAUUUUGGGGGCCGGUGUAAGAUCCAUUUUGAAUGUUUUGUGUGUUUGUGAAAAUCCCUCCAUGUAUAUACUUGUACUUUGUUCCUAUUGAUUCCCUUAGUUGUACAUUGUUGUAUUUUGAUUACAUUUGAGUUGUUAAUACUUGUAUUUUUUAUUAUAGUUUUUGUUUUCUUACGCAUUCACUAAGUUUGUGUUUCUUCCUGAACUGCAUCUGUGUUGUUUUACUUGACACUUGUUCUUGGCGGUAGCCAUAUUGAUUUGUUCCUCCUGUUGUGUGUGAUCUAUCCAGCCAGGAUAGAAUAACGUUGAUUUGUUGUGAUUGGUAAAUUUCUUGCAUCCUUUAUCAACUUUCUUAUUUAUUGUAAUUAGAUUUGAUCAAUUGAACAAUUAUUGGUUGGAUAGCUGAGUGGUUAUAUUUGUUUAGGUAAUAAUGUACACUUAAAUUUAUGAUAAAUUAUAGAACCGCUAUCUUACCC
Messenger RNA from Schistosoma mattheei, 12964 nucleotides. The record is from the annotation of a GenBank genome assembly. NCBI's taxonomy places the organism in Eukaryota, Metazoa, Platyhelminthes, Trematoda, Strigeidida, Schistosomatidae.